Messenger RNA from Sardina pilchardus (European sardine), 2837 nucleotides. RefSeq names its product zinc-binding protein A33-like. The record is from RefSeq and is a predicted model, not a curated record. Gene Ontology annotation, molecular function: ubiquitin protein ligase activity; protein binding; zinc ion binding. Gene Ontology annotation, cellular component: cytoplasm. Gene Ontology annotation, biological process: protein ubiquitination. The transcript is spliced from 4 exons. Lineage: Eukaryota; Metazoa; Chordata; Actinopteri; Clupeiformes; Clupeidae. The coding region runs from base 1123 to 2589 and encodes 488 amino acids.
UGAACUAAUACAGAACGCUCUUUGUUCCGUAUUUUUGAGAAACUGCUCAAUGCACACCUACUACAAUUAAAAACAUACACACAAAAAAAGCCUUAAAAACUCCCUGACGCAAUUAACGUGGAGCCUGCUGGUCCGCGAGGCAUGGAGUGAGGUCCGGUGCUUCACCUGAAUUAGCUGCGCAAUUGAUCAUGCAACCGCGGCCCGACAGAAAAGAAAACAAACGUGUUCUGCAAUCAGGGGGAAAUGCUUGCUAAUUCGAUGCGAUUAAACAUAGAGGCAUACAAUGAAGUGGUGGUAUGAGCGUUCAUUGCAUGCAUUUCACGUUUGGGCGACAGAAACUGAAACUACACAAUAACGUUGUUGGCAAAGCUCUGCUUCAACCUGUUGGAAGGCUAUUUCAUUAAUUAACGACAUUUAACAACGUGGAUUCUUGCCACUUCCAUAGAAACAGAACAGAGAAUGUAGGCUACAAUAGGCUACAUUGUUUAGCAUUGAGUAAUGUUUAGUCAAAUUUGAAUAUAACAUGGUCAAAAGAUUAGUGUUUCAUUUAAAGAUCUCCAGAUAAGUUAUUUACGCCUAUUAUAAUGUAUUUAUGCUCGGCCGUUUACCAUAAACAAAAGUUGGUAUUAUGUGUCCUGGAUCUUUACAUUGAGGCAUUCAAAUGAAAUUUCAUUAUAAAGCAUAAAUUGUUUCUCCAUUUGCCUACUAGUGUAGGCUACAGUAGGCUAUGAUGCUUGCAUAAGGGAAACAUCCCAUCCCUUUCGACUUCCGGCGCCGACGAGAGUGGCAGCCAUCCUAAGUAGCUCGCCUUGAAUUUCCCCUUGGGGAUCAAUAAAGUAUCUAUCUAUCUAUCUAUCUAUCAAAACAAUAGCAUCCAUAUAAUUGCUGUUGUUUUCAGGAGUAUUUCUCAUGCAAUCAUGCAAAAGCAAUGAACUAUUGUAAAUAUAUCUUACAUUAGUAAAGCAGGCCUUUGAUGUGCAUAGGACAUGUGCACAUGUGCAUAGUUUUCACAAACUAGCACUUUAAGCACUUUUAGCCCAUUUGUUCCGUAUUUUAUUUUCUCAGAGUUGGCAACCCUAUCAGGAGGACUCAAAAUCAUUGUGCCUCCUCAGACUUUGGAAAAUGGCCUCCAAGCGUUCUUUCAUCGAAGGAGAUUUCUCUUGUCCUGUGUGCUGUGAAGUCUUCAAGAACCCUGUCCUCAUGGAAUGCAGUCACAGUGUGUGUGAAGUCUGUCUGCAUAAGUUCUGGGAAACCAAAGGAUAUAGAGAGUGUCCCAUCUGUAGGAAAAGAUCCUCAAAAUCAAACCCACCCCUUAACUUGGCAUUAAGGAACCUGUGUGAGACCUACUUACAGGAAAAAAGUCAGAAAGCUUCAGCAGGGUCUGAGGUGCUCUGCAGUCUGCACAGUGAGAGACUCAAGCUCUUCUGUCUGGAGGAUAAACAGCCUGUGUGUCUGGUGUGUCGAGACUCAAGGGAACAUAAGAAUCACAACUUCAGUCCUCUCAUUGAAGUAACAGGUGGUUAUAAGGAGGGACUGAGGACACAGGUGGCUAAGCUGAAAGAGAAGAUGAAGACACACGAAGAAGCUAAACUAACCUGUGAUGAAACAGCAAAGCACAUUAAGACACAGGCACAAAACACAGAGAAGAAGAUCAAGAUAGAAUUUAAGAAUCUUCGGCACUUUCUACGAGAUGAAGAGGCAGCCAGGAUAGCUGCACUGAGGGAGGAAGAGGAGCAGAAGAGUCAGAUGAUGAAGGAGAAGAUUGAGAAGAUGAGCAGAGAGAUCUCAUCUCUUUCAGACACAAUCAGAGCCGUAGAAAAGAAGAUGAGAGCUGAUGAUGUGACAUUCCUGCAGGUAGUAGGACGACCACAUAUUCAACCACAUAUAUUCAGCCACACAUUAUCCCCUCAUACUGACAACUUAAUAACUUUCACUGUUGAUACUUCUCCUGCCAUUACAUUGGUAACACCACUAUUAACAAUGACCAUCUUUCACAUCCCUGUCAACACAUCACUCAGUGUUCAGCUCAUGUGUGUGUUCUUUCUCUCUGCAGCUCCUGUGACUCUGGAUCCCAACACUGCAUACCCCAGUCUCAUCCUGUCUGAGGAUCUGACCAGAAUGAGACGUGAUGACGAGAGACAGCAGCUUCCUGAUAAUCCAGAGAGGUUUGAUAAGUAUGCCUGUGUCCUGGGCUCUGAGGGCUUCAACUCAGGGACUCACUGCUGGGAUGUGGAGGUUGGAGAGAACACACAGUGGGCUGUUGGUGUGAUGACCGAGUCUCUCCAGAGGAAGGGAAACUUUAAAUCCAUGAGUGGACGCUAUUAUGUGCGGUAUGAUGAUGGUACAUAUGAAGCAUGUGCUCCUCCUCAGCCCCCCACUGUCCUCACAGUGCAGCAGAAACUCCAGAGGAUCAGAGUGCAACUGGACUGGGACAGAGGAGAGCUGACAUUAUCUAACCCCGAUAAUAAGACACACCUACACACACUCACACACACUUUCACUGAGAGACUGUUUCCAUACUUCAACAGUAAAUUUCUUCUGAGGGUCUUGCCUGUAGCGGUCUCUGUAACAGCAAAGGCCCCACAGUAGAGCUAAUUGCUCCUCAGCCCAGGACUGGCCAGCACUGGCCUGCAGAGAGGGAGGCCGACCAAUGGGGGUCAGAUAUGAAUCACUAACAACAACACAUAUCAGAUAUGGAUCAAAAAUAAAUUAUGCAUUUAAACUCCUGUUAUUAUAUUCUGUUCUCCCUUGAGAUUUUAUUUGGAAUUUGUACGUUUUCAGAUUUGAAUGGUACAAAUGCGUGACCAUCAUUUCCAAAAUGAAUAUGCCAAUAAAAA